Mugil cephalus (flathead mullet) is the source of this 3391-nucleotide messenger RNA. RefSeq names its product ephrin A4. Gene Ontology annotation, biological process: ephrin receptor signaling pathway; axon guidance. Bases 1035 to 1643 code for a protein of 202 amino acids. Lineage: Eukaryota; Metazoa; Chordata; Actinopteri; Mugiliformes; Mugilidae. The transcript has 5 exons. Gene Ontology annotation, cellular component: plasma membrane. The record is from RefSeq and is a predicted model, not a curated record. Gene Ontology annotation, molecular function: ephrin receptor binding.
GAUAAUUAGAGAGGACCACCACCGGCCUCCGUCUGUGGAGGCACAGUGAUUACUGUCGCUACACCCUCCCCUGGGCCGGGUGACAACAACCACAGAAUUAAUACUCAUCAGGACACACACACAGACACCUCACGCAGCCAAGUGUCGCUAAAUUAAAUGUGGUUCUUUCAGACAACAGUCAAAGUGCUGCUGUGGUCCCCUGCUGUUAUUUUUUGCACCGUUUUAUAUAUAUAGUGUCUGCAGGCUGAAAGAAAGUUUACGGGGUUUUUUAACUGUGUGAACCCUGUGUGCUCAGAAGCACCUUGCUGUUGAAGUACCUGUGAGCUCCAACAACACAAGUUGUGAGUUCUAUCACACCAUACUGUAAAUCACGCCAUUCAGCUCCGGGUCGGUCAUCUCUGUGAGGAAAAAAAAAAGUGUCAGGUUUUCCAGAAAAACAGCAAGAGUGACAGGCUGUCUCCCCACACCAGUGGGCGCACCUCACAAGGAUUUAACUUUGCGCUACUGUAACAUACAUAACCACACCCUUGUGAACCCAUUGGCCCAAAGUUUCCUCGGCACCGCCCUCGUCCGAACGCAUCCGCCCUUCAGCGCUCCGCAGACUGUUGCUGCCAAACCAGCUGGCACUUUCAACUCAUAAUCUGACCUAUCACUGUACUGGAAACCGUGACAUUUAAACUCAGGCUUUAACUAUUAUUUUUCUUUAUACUUAACAGUGAACAUAUCUCAGGUCUGAACCACCAUGCGGAAUGUGGACAAACUCUAAUUAACUUUUCCCUGUAGGAGCGCACCUUCCACUAAAAAGACAGAUUUUUUUCUUUUCUUUUUUUUUUUUUUUUUUUUUUGGAGCGACUUCAACCAGUUUACCUUCAUGCAUCAUGCGAAACUGCAGUAGCGGAUACCGCAGCAGUUUGAGCUUGUUCAGGAGUUGGUGAAUCUGCAAAAGCUGUUCUCUGAGUUUCCUCUGUCGGGUCUCGUCACCUGGUUCGCGCACCACUCCCCUGCCGGUGCAGAAACUUUCCGCGGCGACCAGCAUGGGCUCCCCGAUGUGGACAGCGGGAGCUGUGCCUGUUUGGAAAGCCACAAUUUUCCUCUUCAACAUAAUCUCAGCUGUUGUAGCCAAAAGACACGUCGUGUACUGGAAUUCCACCAACGCCAGGUUGACAGCAGGAGAUCUGGUCGUCCAGAUGAACCUGAACGAUUACCUGGACAUCUACUGCCCCCAUUACUCCAGCACAGAGACCCUGGGCUCCAGGCAGCCGGAGUCGCUGGCCCUCUACCUGGUGGCAGAGGAGUCUUUCCAAGGCUGCGUGGAGACCAGAGGGGCCAUCAAAAGAUGGGAGUGCAACACCCCCUACGCUCCGUUCGGACCAGUGCGCUUCUCUGAAAAGAUCCAAAGGUUCACACCCUUCUCACUGGGGUUUGAGUUUCUGCCAGGGAAACACUACUACUACAGCUCUCUACCCACGGAUGAAGGCCCUCCUCUGCCAUGUAUGAAGUUGCGUGUCACAGUGUGCUGUGAGCCUACAUCAGAGGGUUCAAAACAAAUACAAGAAACUAAACCUCUAAGCAGCGUUUCCUCACCGAGGACGGCGUCACUCCCGCUCAUCCUCCUCCUCGUCCUCCCCCUGCUGACCACCUGACCCGUCCGUCCGUCCGUCUGUCUGUCCGUCCUCAUCAUCGCUGACCUGUUUUCCGGGGGACUGGGAAUUGCUCAUCAGACGUUCAAAUGCUGAAUGCAGCCUGCGCUCAGACAGCAAACGGCACAACUCAACACAUGCUAAGCUAUUGUAAAUGACUGGUAUCACCUUACCUGUGAAAUUCCAGGAAGAAUCGGAUGUCUUUUCCAAAACGGGGCCACGGUGACUCAGGGACUGACUCGCUGGAUCACAGUGAUUCAUUUCAUGUUAUUUUCCCCCCUCUUUCCACCUGUUGUGUAAGUGGUAGCACGGUAUAUUGUGUAUGCAGCUAGGACUAGUCAUAAGCGUCAUAUCCCCACUCUGAUGCCAGAAGAACAAUAAGUCCGUCAAGACCUCUUCGCACAAAGUUUUUUUCACUUUUAAUUUCUGGUUUCCUGCGUAUUGUUUUGUUCCUCGCGUCAUCUUGAGAGACUUUCCUCCAGUUGGAAAGUGACCAAAUAAACACACACUACUGUCCCGAGUGGCUCAGGUUGGAGUUCAGUCAGUUUGCUGGUGACUUUUUUUUUAUUUUUGCUGCGCGUGUGGAGGAGCAAAUUACUGCCUCGAAGAUAAACGUGUUUUGUGACUAAUUAGAUUUUUGAAAAUUAAGUAAUUUUAGGAGGAAAUGAGGGAAUAUUCUGGAAGAGUGAGACUGGGCUGCUGCGCCCCCUGCUGGGAUUGAACUGGUUGUACUGGAGUUGGACGGGGUUGGCCAUGAAUCCAAAUACUGGACACUAGAUUCUGGUGCUGAAUGGAAAUGAUGGGACCUGGGACAGAGUUUGUCCUCCCUCGUCGAUCACCCUGCUGUUCUUGCCUCAACGGAUUCUCUCUGCUUCAGAACAAAGUGCAGAGCAGAGGGGUUUAUGGGUAAACGGAGAGCAUCAGCACAAUUGGUGGAUUCUCCUGUUGGCGUACCAGACGUGCAGAAAUGCAUACAAGCUUUUUGUUUGUUGUUGUUGUUGUUGUUUUUUAACGCAGGUUAAGGUUAAGGUUUUCCUGUAUAGUUAAUAUAUUCUGAAAAAAUAAGGUAUAUUAACUACAUAAAGCCAAUGUUUUAGCAAGAACUAUUUAACUGCAAAAUCGGGAAAGGUUAUCCAUUUUUACGAACAAAGAAACUCUGAUUUAUUUUCUGGAUAUGUUUGUGUUUACUGGUAAAUUGUCCAUACGCUUUGUAGAGUGUCGUUUCGCGAGUUAAAAAUAUUUGAAUUAAUUACAUUUUUGCCAGUUUCCAUUUUUCAAGAAACCAUUAAAAAUGGCAGACAUUGAUUUACACAAAAAAAGAAAAAAAAAGAAAAUCAAUAACUAUUUGUCUUAGAUUUUUCAAAAAUUUUAAUUAGACGUAAUGUAUUCUUCCUUAAAAUCAAAUAUGAAAGUUUACAUAUUAAUAAUGUUUCCUAAUUAUUUCCCCUUAACAUCGGAGUGACUUGUGUUCAGAAAAUCUAUCAGUUAAUUGUAAAGUUUACUCUAGCUUUAAAAACUACGUUGUUAGCGCUUAAUAUAUAUCUUUUCGUGAAGCGUUUGGGUGUCAGGAUGCUGUAAAUCACACCGGUAUUCUCAUAUUAUUAUUAUUAUUUUUAUGUUAAUUUCCAAAAUGGGUGAUGAAACCAAUGUUUGAAGACGUGUUAAAUAAUUCUGUUGGGUAGAAUCUCUGCGGUCAUGUGCUACUAGGAUUUUGUCGUGUUAUGUGCGUGUGUGUGUGUGUGUUUUAACGU